AUGUCCACCCUCGAAGAUCUAGACGACAUGGAGCGCGAUGGCAAGAAGGAAGAUGACCAAGGCGAGAAGGACAAGGACCAGGACGGCAAGAAGUCUGAACAGAACGACGAUGCGGAGAUGAAGGACGCUGAUGGCGAGAAGAAGGAGGAGGAGAAGCAAGAAGAGGAGAACCUCAUCGACAUGGAGAUCCUAAACUCAAGCACACGAGACAUCGUUGCGCGGCGGCGGCUCAUAGAGAACGACACGCGGAUCAUGAAGAGCGAAUUCAACCGCCUCAAUCACGAGAAGCAGACGAUGCACGACAAGAUCAAGGAUAAUGUAGACAAGAUUGACAACAACAGACAAUUACCCUACCUCGUCGGCAAUGUUGUGGAGAUCCUCGACCUCGAUGUCACCGCAGAGGCAGCCGAAGAAGGCGCCAAUAUCGACCUCGAUGCGACACGCGUCGGCAAAUCCGCUGUUAUUAAGACCAGCACCCGACAGACCAUCUUCCUCCCCCUCAUCGGCCUUGUCGACCACGAGAAGCUGAAGCCAGGCGAUCUGAUCGGUGUGAACAAGGACUCAUACCUGGUUCUCGACACACUUCCGGCCGAGUACGACAGCAGAGUGAAGGCUAUGGAGGUGGAUGAGAAGCCAACGGAGAAGUACACGGAUGUUGGUGGGCUGGACAAGCAAAUUGAAGAGCUGGUCGAGGCUGUGGUGUGGCCAAUGAAGGAGGCGGAGCGGUUUACCAAGAUCGGCAUCAAGGCGCCAAAGGGUGCUCUGAUGUACGGCCCCCCAGGCACAGGCAAGACGCUUCUCGCCCGUGCAUGCGCCGCGCAAACCGAAGCUACCUUCCUCAAGCUCGCCGGUCCCCAACUGGUGCAGAUGUUCAUCGGUGACGGUGCCAAGCUGGUACGAGACUGCUUCGCGCUGGCAAAGGAGAAGGCACCCGCGAUCAUCUUCAUCGACGAGCUGGAUGCUAUCGGGACGAAGCGUUUCGACAGUGACAAGAGUGGAGAUCGUGAAGUGCAAAGGACUAUGCUGGAACUUCUCAACCAAUUGGACGGUUUCGCAUCCGACGAGCGCAUCAAGGUUCUGGCCGCUACGAACCGUGUUGACGUUCUGGAUCCCGCUUUGCUCCGCUCUGGACGUCUGGACCGCAAGAUCGAGUUCCCUCUACCAAACGAGGAGUCUCGAGCGCAGAUCCUGCAGAUCCACAGCCGGAAAAUGACCGUGGACGAGGGCGUGAAUUGGGGUGAGCUGGCGAGGAGUACAGACGAGUUCGGUGGCGCGCAGUUGAAGGCUGUGUGUGUGGAGGCAGGCAUGAUUGCACUGAGGAGUGGACAUUCGAAGAUCAGCCACGAGCAUUAUGUGGAUGCUAUCGCGGAGGUGCAGGCGAAGAAGAAGGAUACGGUCAACUUCUACGCGUAA
This is a messenger RNA of Saxophila tyrrhenica, 1413 nucleotides long. RefSeq names its product 26S proteasome regulatory subunit 6A (gene RPT5). The record is from RefSeq and is a predicted model, not a curated record. Gene Ontology annotation, cellular component: proteasome regulatory particle, base subcomplex. NCBI's taxonomy places the organism in Eukaryota, Fungi, Ascomycota, Dothideomycetes, Mycosphaerellales, Extremaceae. Gene Ontology annotation, molecular function: ATP binding; ATP hydrolysis activity; proteasome-activating activity. Bases 1 to 1413 code for a protein of 470 amino acids. Gene Ontology annotation, biological process: proteasome-mediated ubiquitin-dependent protein catabolic process. The transcript is spliced from 3 exons.